AUGCCUCGGGGACAGAAGAGCAAGCUCCGAGCUCGCAAGAAGCGCCAGCAGACCCGCGGUGUGGCCCAGGGUGCCAAGGCUGCCCAGGCCGUUGGGGAAGAGGAAGAAGAGUCUCCCUCCUCCUCUCCCGUUCGCGAGGGAACUCCCCCUAGCUCCCCUCGAUCCUACGCUGCCCAGGGGUGUCUGAGAGGCCGCGCGUCUAGCUCUCCUGAGGCAGGUAGUUCUGAUGGCAGUUCGGAUGUCGAUGAGGGAUAUAGGGCAGGCUCUUCCCAGGUCUCCCUCAGAGAUCCUCUGAACAGGAAGGCGAGUAUGUUGGUGCAGUUCAUCAUGGAGAAGUAUAAAAAGCGAGAGCCCAUCGUGCAGGCAGACAUGCUUAAGGUUGUCAAGAGAAAGUAUAAGAAGCAUUUCCCUGAGAUCCUCAGGAGAACCUCUGAGCGUGUUGAGCUGAUCUUUGGCCUUGAGUUGGAGGAAGUCGACCCCAUUAGUCGCUCCUAUGUCCUCAUCAACAAGCUCAGCCUCUCCAGUGAGGAUGAGGUGAGUGGUGAAAGGGUGUUGCCCAAGACAGGGCUCGUGAUGACACUCUUGGCUGUGAUCUUUAUGAAGGGCAACCGUGCCACUGAGGCGGAGAUGUGGGAGUUCCUGAAUGCUCUGGGGAUAUAUGCUGGGAGGAGGCACUCAAUCUUUGGGGAGCCCCGGAAGCUCAUCACCGAAGAUCUGGUGCAGGAAAAUUACCUGGAGUACCGUCAGGUGCGCUUUAGGAGUCCUCCAGUCUAUGAAUUCGUAUGGGGUCCCAGAGCACAUGCUGAGACUACCAAGAUGAAAGUCCUGGAAGUUUUGGCCAAGAUCAAUGACACUGUCCCUCGCUGCUACCCUGAUCUCUAUGAGGAGGCUUUAAGAGAUGAGCAAGAGAGAGCAGAACUGCAAGCUGCAGGCAGGGCCUCCACGGUUGCCAGGUCCAGGGUGGGUUCUAAGGCCAAGUCCCGCAGGUCCUCCCACACCUAA
This is a messenger RNA of Lepus europaeus (European hare), 1002 nucleotides long. RefSeq names its product melanoma-associated antigen B4-like. The record is from RefSeq and is a predicted model, not a curated record. Gene Ontology annotation, cellular component: nucleus. The coding region runs from base 1 to 1002 and encodes 333 amino acids. The transcript has a single exon. NCBI's taxonomy places the organism in Eukaryota, Metazoa, Chordata, Mammalia, Lagomorpha, Leporidae. Gene Ontology annotation, biological process: negative regulation of transcription by RNA polymerase II.